CGGCGCUCUGAUUGGUCCGCAGGUCCUGGCGCCAAAGCCUCAAACAGGAAGUGAAACGAGCACAACAGAGGACGCUGCGGGUUCGAGUCCGGUGGAUUUGCUCAGCUUGUUUCUCCCGAACCCAGAUGGACGCUCAGCCGUAUUUCCCGGUCCAGGCCGGGGUCGGGAUGGAGGAGAACUUCUUGUCCCUGGACGACAUCCUGCUGUCUCACGAGAGACUUCCGGUCCGGAUCGAGUGCGCCUUCCCCCGGCUCGGCUUCCUGGAGAAGUCCAGCGACUCGCAGGACAUCGCGGAGGGUACAAAGAUGGAGCUUCCUCUGUGGUUGUCCAAGGGUCUGUAUGAGAAGAAGAGGAGGGUGCUGUCUGUGGAGCUGCCGAAGGUUUACAGGGAGGGCUGGAGGACCGUGUUCAACGCUGACCCCAACGUGGUGGACCUGCACAAGAGGGGGCCCUACUACUACAGCCUGGGAUCCCAGAUGCUGCACUUUGAAAGUCCGGAGAACCCAGAUAUUGCACAGACGCUGCUGCAGACGUUCAUCGGUCGGUUCCGGCGGACCAUGGACUCUUCCCAGAACGCCUACAACGAGGACACGUCCGCUCUGGUGGAGCGUCUGGACUCUCUGGAGAAAGGUCUGUUCAAGUCCGGGCAGAGCGGACUCAACGGAUUCCAGAGCUGGGAGAAGGGUCAGGCCGGACAGCUCACCGCCUCCAGCCUGGUUCUCAACUACCGCAAGAGGAAGAUGGCCGAUGGCCAACACUGACCUCUGACCCCCGACCUGCAAACCUCUGACCCCCGACCUGCAAACUCUCGUCAGUACUUCAGUCAGUACUUCAGUCAGUACUUUGGAGCACGACAGCAACAGGAUACUGUGAGUUUUCUCUGCCCGAGGACGACGACAUGGACCCGUAAACAUCGAAGGGAGUGUUUCAUUAACCAGGAUCCUAAAUACGAUCUGACCCUGUGAGUUGACUUCCGUGUUAAAUGUUAACAACUGUACAGAACCUACUUCUUCAAGACUCUUUAUUCUUAAAAUGUUCAAAAACAAAAA
Hippoglossus stenolepis (Pacific halibut) is the source of this 1049-nucleotide messenger RNA. It is a transcript of the gene gins3, whose product is annotated as GINS complex subunit 3. Bases 126 to 761 code for a protein of 211 amino acids. NCBI's taxonomy places the organism in Eukaryota, Metazoa, Chordata, Actinopteri, Pleuronectiformes, Pleuronectidae. Gene Ontology annotation, cellular component: GINS complex. The record is from RefSeq and is a predicted model, not a curated record. The transcript is spliced from 3 exons. Gene Ontology annotation, biological process: mitotic DNA replication initiation.